UGUUGUACAAACUGAAUGUCCAGAUAAUGGAUGCACUCAGCUCGGUUUCGGCAUCGUUUCUGUCGGGAUUCUCCGUGCCUACCGCACGACUCGCGUACCUGGACAUAUGCGACGUUUGCACAACGCUGACGAGAGCGUUCCAAACGCAAUUGUUCAUCAACAUCGUGGGCAACGUGUUUGGCAUCACGUUCAUGAUGCUCUCCGCGUUUAACACGCUCAUGUCCGACGGCGCGAACACCAUCCGAAUCACGCUGUACUUUCUUUACGAAUCUCUGAUACGCACGCUGCAGAUGUACUUCAUCAUUGACGCUUGCCAUACAACCGUCGAACAGGCGAAUAUCAUUAGUAUUACAUUUCAAAAGAAAAUUAACGAAUAUCAUCAAGUAAACCUCACAAAAAGAAAGGUACAACUAUUCAUUUUGGAGAUGUUGGAUCAUAAAAUAGAGUUUGUUAUUUAUGGUUUUAUUUGCUUGGACUUUGAAAUGUUUGUAUCGAUAAUAGGUACCAUAGCUACGUAUUUUUUGAUUUUGGUACAAUUAGGAUCUUCACCUGAUGUCUUGGUAAAAUCGUUGAACAUCACAACUACAACAACAACAAUAACAAGAACAACAACACCCGGUGCAUUCAGUACAAAAUCAAACUACACUACUCUCACUUAAAUAAAACAAUAUAAUUUCAUUGAGAUCAGUGUACCUAUUUUAAAUUUUAGAACAUUAUAUGUUAGUUAUUUUGAAAAUGUAAUGACAUAUUAUAAUUGAUAAUUACAAAAUAAGGCAUGGAUAUUAAUCACGAUAGACACUGGGUUGGUUGUCUUUAAAAAAUACCGGUAUAUGGUAUAGGUAUACCUUCUUAGGUAUAAUUAUGCACACAUUUGUUACUAUUCGGUAAAUUGUACUAAAAUACUUUUUACUAUUAAAUCACCUUUAAAAACGCUAAAAUAAAUACGUUUUUAUAUUUGUUUAACAUUAACCUUAAGCAGUUAAACCUGUGCAACGAAGAGAAUAAUAACAAGGUUUUUAGAUGUGCUUUUCCAGGUUCAUUGAUGAAGGCCACUACUGCUGUGGCAUUAUUACGUUUGACGUCUGUCCUUUGGUUAAAUCAUAGGAAACUGUCAAACAGUGUUGAUGAUUUACACUUAACUAU
Messenger RNA from Acyrthosiphon pisum (pea aphid), 1143 nucleotides. RefSeq lists its product as uncharacterized. The transcript has 4 exons. Bases 27 to 659 code for a protein of 210 amino acids. Gene Ontology annotation, biological process: sensory perception of taste. Lineage: Eukaryota; Metazoa; Arthropoda; Insecta; Hemiptera; Aphididae. Gene Ontology annotation, cellular component: membrane. The record is from RefSeq and is a predicted model, not a curated record.